Molecule: messenger RNA, 1017 nt
Organism: Dreissena polymorpha
Lineage: Eukaryota; Metazoa; Mollusca; Bivalvia; Myida; Dreissenidae
Exons: 3
Coding region: 28-897 (289 amino acids)
Source: RefSeq, a predicted model, not a curated record
GUGUCCAGCCGCUAAACAGAACAAAGGAUGAAGAACUUAGCGUUGAUCGUCGCCAUAUGCGUUUUCGGCAUGCUUGCCGGGGCUAACGCUUUUGGCCAAAAAUGGCAGCAAAAUUGCCGCUGUGCAAAAUGGUGCAACAAAUACGAAAUCACGGUCGGCCCGUGUGGAAAAACUGGCGGCGUUCGAUGCUGUAGCCGCGGAUUUGGCGGUCUUGGAGGAGGCUACGGCGGCAGCGGAUGGGGUGUUGGUCUGGGCGGAGGUCUCGGCGGUGGUUCCGGCCUUGGUGGUGGUUUUGGCGGCGGAUGGGGCUGGGGUAAAGGAGGCUGGGGAAACGGCAGAUGGGGCAAUGGCGGUUGGGGAAAUGGUGGUUGGGGCAAUGGUGGUUGGGGCCAUGGCGUUUGGGGCAAUAACGGAUGGGGCAAUGGUGGAUGGGGAAAUGGCGGAUGGGGUGGUUGGAGCAAUCGUCGAUGGGGUCAUGGAAAGAAGUUUGGAGGUUACGGAAGCGGUGUAGGCGGUGGAUUAGGCCUUGGCGAAGGUUGGGGUCUCAGCGGUGGAUACGGUGGAAGCGGUGAUUUUGAUGGAUAUGGCUCAGACGGUCUGGAUGAUGGAUACCUAGGCGGUGCAUACGGUGGAAGCGGUGCAUACGGUCUAGCCGGUGGAGUCGGCGGUUUGGGCGGUGGUUCCGGUUGGGGACAUGGAGGAUGGGGCGGCAAGAAGGUUGGACCCUGGGGAGGCAGUUUGGGCGGCUAUGGAGGCAGUUGGGGUGUUGGCGGCGGCUACGGCGCGGGAGUCGGUUUAGGAGUUGGUGGCGGUUUUGGAGGACUUGGCGCCGGUUACGGGUUCGGCGGUGCAUACGGUGGUGGCCGCGGCGGAUACGGCUACGGCAAGAAGUAUUAAACGGAUAUCUCCUAUUUGACCUCGGAAUUUCCUGGACACCAAAUUAUGAUGCUCGAUAAAUUGUAUUUGUUUCACACGUGUUAGCGAUCUUCGAAGAAUAUAAUCACAUUUUGCAAUUUA